Molecule: messenger RNA, 1996 nt
Organism: Dalotia coriaria
Lineage: Eukaryota; Metazoa; Arthropoda; Insecta; Coleoptera; Staphylinidae
Exons: 2
Coding region: 50-1762 (570 amino acids)
Source: RefSeq, a predicted model, not a curated record
GCGUGCGGUGAUCGUCUUCAGUUAUUAUCGAGCUUCUUCUCGGGCCACAAUGUCCGGUGCAACGAGUGUGUCGUUGCUAACAAUCGCGUUCGCGAUUCUCUUAGGUGUUCAAAAUACGCGCAAUGUGCAUGCAUUCACAACGCGCUCAUAUGAUUUGGACGUGCCAGGAUCGAAACCGAUCAGGAUUAUCGAGGCCGACCCUGGUUGGGACCUGAACACAAGAAAGCCGCCUACGCUUCAUCGCAACGACCGAGUUCGAAGUGAUCGCGUCACACAAGGUUUGGACGAUAUUAAAAACAAUUAUAAACCUUUCACACAUCGAGGAGAUAAGGACGAUAGAUUUAAACAUCGACCAGAUUUCGAACACCGCACUCUAAAACCCGAUGUGAUUUCCAAUCGAAAUGAUAGAUUUCCUACUGGAUUAGACGAGGAAGAUAACUCGGAAAAAUUGAAAAAGUUCCUAAAUUCUUACGCGCAGAAUGUUAAGAAGGUCAAUGUGCAAGUUGACAAUUCCAAUGUCCAAGAAAAUGACGACCAGUUGCAUUUAAGCGAUAAAUAUGUUGAUAUACCUUCAGAAGAACACGCCGUAGAUGAAAACCGAGGUAAACCAGAAAAGUCAAAGUCUUGGAACUUGCUACAUUUUGAUAAGAUUCAACAAAGACCCCAAGAUAACAAAGGGUGGGUUUCAAUGGAUGCGGUACCUUGGUCAGUAAGUAAGAUAUCUAAGUGGCAUGGCAAACCCAAAAAAGACAAAUAUCAGAACCAGCAACAAAAUAAUCAUGGAUAUUACGACCAAUCCAAUCGUCCUUACAAUGAUAGAUUCCAAGUCGGAUCACAGGAAGAGUUCCCACGCCCGAAUUACCCCAAACCAAUCAGGCCAAACGGGGUCAUCGGUGGUCAUCGUCCCAACGGAUAUUACGACGAUCCAUUAGAAGAAGGUGACAUUGAAGAUCCGGUUGAUGAUGAUUACUAUAACAACAGAAGACCUAGUUUUCCACGACCGAGUGCUACCUAUGGACACAAAGUAAAUCUGCACACGGUACAAUCCUACGGACACUCCGGAAAUGGCAACAAACGUCCAUUCAAGGACAACUGUAACAACAACCAACACCACCAUCACAACCCUGGUCAUAGCUCUUUUGGUAAUGUCCCCGAUGAUGGUAUUAUAACAGAUGGUCUACCUGCAAACUUCCCGGAACACGAUUAUGGAAAUCGACGUCGCGGGGUCGGAGGAGAUUCCUCUGCGUCGGGUACAAUUUCUACGUCGGCCACACAUCCAUUUAAAGGAGAGGUACUACCACCGCUGGAUGACGGCCGUAUCAACAUGACUACCAGCCACGGGGGCCUAUUACAAGUGGAUGGGACUUUCGAGUCUGUAGAAGAGGCACAGAAGCAACACGCCAAGAGACAAAGAUUGAAGUUACGCCCGCAGAGAAGACCAGUGAAAGUACGGCCACAACUUGGAGAGUUAGAACCAUAUAGGACCAAAAAAACACAAGCGUUGAGGCAGCCAGUGUCAAGCCAGUAUCAAAUUCAAAAUGGAGAUAAUAUUGUAUCGGAGUCUGUUCAGAGUAGCUCAGUGUCCGAUUCCAGCGCGGUGUUGGCCGCGGUAGGAGCUGGAAUGAUUCCAGCUGGGAUGGCUCUGUUGGUACCAAUGGCCAUGAGCGGAAAGAGGAAACGGCGACAAGUCGAAAUACCUGAGUAUCUGACUACCAGUCCUUAUACUAACAGCGUCGAAUUGACGUUACCAUCGACCUUGUAAUAAGAUCCUAUUUAUUAUUUAGAAACAAAUUAGAUUGGAAUAGCUUUAUGUAACUACUUAAAUAUUAACAUAUUGUUUAUUGUAAGUUUUAGAAGAAUGUGACAUGAAAAUCAGAAUGGCUGUACAAAGUGUGUACAAGAGGACGGACACUUUUUGUAAUGCACUGAUGUUUUUAUUUAUUUGUGACUAGUAAGGCUUUGUAAUAAAACGAAAAUAAAUCUGAUAAUACAAACA